Molecule: messenger RNA, 3642 nt
Organism: Setaria italica (foxtail millet)
Lineage: Eukaryota; Viridiplantae; Streptophyta; Magnoliopsida; Poales; Poaceae
Exons: 3
Coding region: 238-1503 (421 amino acids)
Molecular function (GO): mRNA binding; protein binding
Source: RefSeq, a predicted model, not a curated record
GUCAAUUUUCGUCCGAUACGCAUGACGCAAUGAGCCGUUCAUCCGUACUCUUUCCGUCCAGCCACAACCGCGCCUUCUCUCCGUCCGAGCUUCUCCUCCGAUUCGUGCUCGUCCAGCUUUGGUGGGCAGUAGUAGACGGCCGGCGACGAGGAGAUUUGUUGACAAGUGCAUCUGCCGCUUGAUUUGAAGUGGUAGAGACUGGAACAGGAAGAAGUGGUAGCUGUGAAGUGAGCGGAGAUGUAUCGAGGUGGUCUUGACCGCUUCAAGAAGGCGCAGACCUUGGAGCCCUUCUCAGUACAGUCUGGGUUGGGUGCCAAGAGCACGCCUGCAGCUGCAAGAACAGCAAAAGCGCCUCCGGCUCUUUUGACAGUGCCGCAGAAUUCUAAUUUCUUUGCAGGUCAAAAUCACCAUAGUCCGCAAGGUAGCUCGAGGGUGGCUGGGCAAGAUGGUGUUGCUCCCGGGCAUGUUGGGACACACGUUGGUGGAGGACAGUCGACCUGGCAGCCUCCAGACUGGGCAAUUGAGCCGUGCCCUGGGGUUUACUAUCUUGAUGUGUUGAAAGAUGGGGAGGUCAUUGAUAGGAUCAAUCUGGACAAGAGGAGGCAUAUAUUUGGGAGGCAGGUGCCUGCUUGUGAUUUCGUGUUGGACCAUCAGUCUGUUUCACGCCAGCAUGCUGCUGUCAUUCCACACAGGAAUGGAAGCAUCUAUGUUAUCGACUUAGGAUCAGUUCAUGGCACAUUUGUUGCAAAUGAGAGAUUAACGAAAGACAAUCCUGUUGAACUUGAAGUUGGACAGUCACUUCGCUUUGCUGCAUCAACCAGAACCUAUAUACUUCGAAAGAACACAGCUGCUCUAUUCCCAACUCCUAGCCUUCCAUCAGAUGUCAGUUUGCCAUCUCCUCCAGACCCCAAUGAUGAAGAUGCUGUUGUGGCAUACAAUACAAUACUUAACCGCUAUGGUAUUAGUAAGUCUGACCUAUCGUCCAGUUCCAAAGGUUCUUCAGGAGGUUCCUCUGGUGCAAACGACAAUAACCAUACAGUUGAAAGACCCUUGAAGAGAAGUAAAAAGUUGAGAGUAUCAUUUAGAGAUCAGGUUGGAGGAGAACUUAUCCAAGUGGUUGGGAUUUCAGAUGGUGCAGAUGUUGAAACUGAACCGGGCCCUAUAGGUGUAAAGGAAGGUAGCCUUGUUGGGAAGUACGAAUCUCUUGUGCAGGUUACUGUCAUACCAAAAGGAAAGGAGCAAAUUUCACCAAAAGAAAGUGCCUCCCCAAGUGGGGUAACAGAUAAGCUACAAGAGGUGCUUAAAAAAGUUAAGAGCACAACAAGAAGUGGAAUUUACGAUGACCUUUAUGGGGAUUCUAUUCCAGCAAAAGUGGGCUCUUCUUGGGCCUACAAAUCAGAUGAUCAGUCAGAUAAAGACAAAGCCAUUGAGGAGAAGACACAUAGCUUGAAUUUGAGCAUGAGUUCAACUGAUGACAGUGAUGACUUGUUUGGUGACUCAUAAUUCAGCAUUUUCAAGGAAUACAACCAAAUGGAUUCUUCAGAAAUUCAUGUGGGAGUUGUUUUGUUUGUCAGGGGCAUUUUGCUCAGUUCUACAUGGUUGUAUCCUGCUGCAAGUCAAGGUAUGUUCUUUUGCCUAAUGUUAGGAGCUUAGGACAUGCUUUCUUGUGAUGAUGCUCAUGGUGAGUUUAACCUUGUUUCUCUUUUUAUUUUCUUAAUCACUUUGCUGACCUUUGACCUCCCUUGUUUCUUUUACCAAACCCACUGUUAUAAGACUUUUCUUGUUUAUGAUAUUUUACUUGUUAAAAUCUGAUGCGCUCCCUUGUGCUGAUCUCCUUGGGUUUUCACGAAUUUAAAGUUGGAAAUGAAAAGAUGGGAAUUUGUGUUUGCAUCCUGGACAUUUUCUGUGUUGUUUGUUUCUUCUUAAUAUAUGACAUGCAGCUCUCCUCCAUUGCAAACCUUUGAGGGGAAAAAAAUUCUGUAUUGUUAGACCAUAAUUGCGUUGAUCCUAUCAGUUAGAUACCAAAUUUCAUUGCAACCCAACCGGUUCUUCUAUUUCAUGGUGUUUUAUUGCUUUGGGUGAUGGCUUGUGGUCAGAAAACAUGUAGAUAAGUAGUAUCAUGUCCAUGUGCAAAGUAAUUCCCUUGCUGCAUGUGGUUGCUUCAUUAUGUAAGACUAAUUUUAUUUUAUGAUCAGAUCCAGGUAGUGAAAAUACAUAAUAAGAUCAAAUCUUGCUUUUCCAGUUCGCUUGGACCCAAAUUUUGAAGCAGGUUAUCCAGGUAGUUCAGGAGGAAAUUAUCAUAGUGAUUGUUAGUGAGCCUGUGACGUCAAAUGUAAAAUCGAACAAAUAAGAACGUAAAACUAUGUUCUGCCUUACAACAGCUCACUGAAGAACUAAGGGAUUAUUCUGAGAUUAAUAUGAAUGUGGAUAUUUGAUAAGUGCAUUUGAACAACCAAGAAUCAAGAAUGCACCACUGGUGGACUAGGAAGCAUUGAUCUAACAACAUGUGGAUUAACAGUCAAAUAUGCCCUGGGCCCUGGAUACUAAGAGGUUGCUGAUUAGUGAAUAUAGAUUGUAAUCAAAGUAUUGCGGUCUAACAGUCAAGGGCAGAGCAUCACAAUAUGGCCAUAGGUGGCCAUGCCCCCCCACCCCCCAAACUUCCCUUAAUAAAACAGUAGAUUCGGCCUGAAAGUGCACUAACAAAGCAUCAAUUUGAAUGUGUAUUUGGUUUGAUUUCAUAGCUUGGCCCCCCCUGCUAUCUUUGCCAAGCUUCAUCACUGCUAACAGUAGCAGUUUUCAUAAUGUGAUUAUUAAAUUUACUUUGACAGCAUGCCUUUUUUCUGUAUGUGGAGGCAAGUUUAACUAACCAUUGUCUGUUUGUGUUUUUGGGUUAUUAUAGAAUAUAAAUAUCAUUAGUUAUCUAGAUGAAACUAUUAAUUAUAGGGGAGCAUGGAAGAGCAUUUCAAACUACAAAUGUGUCUGGAAGUAGAUUUGCAGUUUAUUAAACAGCAUGGAUUCCCUAGGUGCACAUAUGCAUUGACACCGUUGAGGAUGAAUGAAGUCAUGAUUCUAUUUAAAUAUCAAGUCAUAGUCAACAUUAUGGAUAUGCUCAAUGGGCCAUUUAGCUCUCUGAAGAACAUAAAUAUGUAAUUUAGUAAUUUUUUAGUUUUAAGUAUAUGCCAUUUCCUUUGGUGUUACUCUACCUGGGCAUUUCUUAACACUUUGAUGCGACCCAAACAUCCAUGCUAAACUACGUUCUUAUCCUUUACAGGUAUGUGAAAUCCUCCCCCCCUGCAGUCAGAGUCUGUUUUUUUCUUGCAAGAAUGCCUGCUGAUCUUGUAACAAGAUUGAAAACAGGACACAAAGUUCUUAUGGUUGUUGAAUUAUGUAAAACUCCUGAAAUGUGCAACUGUAUUUGCAAUGUGAUAGUUUUAAAUUUUUUUGGGUAGACUUGCUUAGGUACUGAGCAUGAAGUUUUGUAGGAUAUAAGCUAACCCUUCUAUAGUUCGCACAGCUCCAAAUUACUGGAAGUUCAUGCAUGCUCGUCUGGGAAGAAUGUAGCUAGAAAUAUUUUGUCAUGACAAAUGUGUGCAGAAGCUAUAUUUGUUGAAUGAAGUAUGUUGCUGAGAGCUCCUUUUGUCG